AUGCCAUCGUGUCUAGGAAACACGACUGACUGCCUGCUGGGUGAGCUUGUGGAUCAAGGACGUGGCUUUCAGUGGGACCCUCUCAACUUCGCAUUUACGGCCAUACUGAGCAUCCUCGCGUUGUUCGUCGCUACACUUGCGCUGCUCCAAGGUGUUCUUGCUGCUGGACCCGGGCGACUGAAAGCAAGUCAAAAUGUUAUUGGCUUCGUCUACGGACAAAGUGCGCGGACACGCUUCGACUGGACCGAAUGGAGAUUCCGAACCACCGUCCAGGUUCCUAUUAUUGAUCUACCUCAAAUCAUCUCGGCUUCUCGAAAAUGGGAUUCCGAGUCCCACAUUGAAAGGAAUGCAUCGUUACAACGACGAGCCCGAAAAUUCCUGUCCCGGAUAUUUAUGCGCUCUUCUUCAAGGUGUCAUCCUGCCACACACUCUCGCGAUGUUGAAGCACUUCCCAGAGAGGAACAGUCAGAUGCUGAAGACGUGUCGGCGAGCUGGACCAUGUUACUGCGACACGUUGGUCUCGAGCCUAUCAAAUUGCGGACCAGACUGUGCAAGACCGACCACCUUCCGGCAGAUGUCCCCGCGGCACCUGCUUUUGCGACUAUCGAAGCUCUCAUGGUUCUUGCGGUCCUUGCUGGGUGUACGUCCUGCUAUGUCAGGCAGGAUCUUCCACUGGCAAAAGGUCCACAAGUACAAAUAGUCCUGAGACAGCACCCCAGUUUAGGACUCGUUGGAAUCUAUCAAAGUUACAAAGAGCGAAGUGAGUCGGAGAAUCUCCCAUUGGAGCAAACGCGUUGGGCAUGUCUUGAAGCACUCGGUCACGUUCGUUUCCAUCAGCAACCAUUUCUGGAGAUAAGAUGCCUCCCGAAAAACCAGAUCGAUGUGAGGACUAAUCUGACUGCCCUGCUAAAUAUCAUCGAUCACCAAGACCAGUGCGACCACGAAAUAUGUACGGAACGGGUUAAAUCUCUCCGCCUGUCUCCUCAACUUCUGAUGCGUCAUAACAGCUACUCACAAUUGAUGCUGCUGGUGUUGCUCUUUGCCGACAGGCCUCGAGCCAGUACGCUAUUUCCGCUCAGACUGUUCAGGUAUUAUGAAGACGUUCACUUAUCAAUAAAAAGCAGUCCGAGCUGGAGUGCGGAGCCACUGAAUGUUAUCGAGGCGCUGAAGCUCUUGCCUCUUGAUGAAAAGAGUCUGCUGUUGUUCAGAUAUCACCCAUCUCGGCGUGAUGUUGCCGUUGAUCGUCGGCAUUCCAAAGUUGAGGACUACCACUUCAGACCAAAUGAAACCAAUAUCGGCAUGCAACCGCUCAUCGACGACCAUUUUGCCGGUACCACUCAACAGACAUGGUUUGGGCCGGCUGUCUCUCUAGGACAAAGUGCACCUUUGCGAGCAUUUCCAUUGAGCCCCCCACAACCCUCUGCAACGACAGCAACUCAUCCCCCUCAGCUAUUUUCUGCCACGGAUGGUGAUUUAUUGGUGUCCGCAGACGCAUUAGAGCUGUGUUUUCAGUGGAGAAGCGGUGCACAAUACCUCAACAACCUGACUCUCCCUGAGAGAAUGGAAGCCCGAAAAUGGCUUGCCUGGCAGCUGGCCACCGUCGACUCUUGGUUGAGAGAACAUGGAAGUGAAGACUCUUUUUGCGCGACGAUGAACCUACUGGCCAGAUUGUACAUUACCACAAGAGAUACACUCAAAGUGCAUGACGGCCCUUCCCGUCCUCUUCUUGCUAUUCUUGAUGGUGAAGAGGCAGGCGAUCAAACACCCGCUGAACGUGUGGAACACAAUCUACGGGGUCAUCUUGCAAUACGAGACGAUUUCGUGGGGGAACUUUAUACGAAUGGCGAAGAGCGAAGACUCACUGAUGAUGAAGGUACUCAUACUGAAUCCCCUGGCCAGCCUCUGCUUGAAUGGUAUCCAGGAAAGAGGGAAGGGGACUCUGAAGAGGACAUCCCUUUGCGCACGUUUGCAAGUAAUGAGGGUGACCCUUCACCUAACUAUUCGCGAGAACCUCGCGAGGACGAGGAAUAUGUCAUGUCACGUUUUGCAAAGCAUCUGAAGCGCUGUCGUCACUGUCCGGAUCUUCACGAGAUGCAUCUUCAAAGUGGUUCAGGACUCUGCAAAAGAGGUUUGGUCUACGCGCGAAGGGUUGCACGAUACGUAUACCCGAUCAAUGGUAAACCCUAUUCAGUCAUUGAUAAAAGAAACGGAAAUGAUGUUGAGCUCAUUCUUAGUGGAGCUGUGUCCGAUGCAAUCCAGUCCCUUCUGUUUGCCUUCGAGCAUGGACUCUGGUUAGAAAUUUUUCGACAAGAUGAGGAUGAUGAACCGUCGUCACCUCAGCCUCGGACACAUUUUGACGAUACAGGCCGGAGGUCAUCACGAGGUCGAGGCAGAGAGACUUCAAUCCCUCCCCUCGACGAGGCGAGAGCGAGACGGUCUCAAUCUCGUGAAAGAGUGCGGCCAAUAUUGCGACCUAAGAGCCGACUUGAGGCGAUGGAGACGCUUCUUCUCUUCCGCGCAGUGCUAUAUGCUGCUCUAGCCAGCACUGCAAUGGAUAGUAGCGACAUUCUGGAGAUGAAGGACCGAGAUGAGAUCGUACAGGUCUUGUAG
Molecule: messenger RNA, 2610 nt
Organism: Exophiala spinifera
Lineage: Eukaryota; Fungi; Ascomycota; Eurotiomycetes; Chaetothyriales; Herpotrichiellaceae
Exons: 1
Coding region: 1-2610 (869 amino acids)
Source: RefSeq, a predicted model, not a curated record